Purpureocillium takamizusanense is the source of this 3283-nucleotide messenger RNA. RefSeq names its product Non-specific serine/threonine protein kinase (gene YPK2). Bases 1079 to 2986 code for a protein of 635 amino acids. The record is from RefSeq and is a predicted model, not a curated record. Lineage: Eukaryota; Fungi; Ascomycota; Sordariomycetes; Hypocreales; Ophiocordycipitaceae. Gene Ontology annotation, molecular function: protein serine/threonine kinase activity; ATP binding. The transcript is spliced from 3 exons. Gene Ontology annotation, biological process: protein phosphorylation.
CCGCGAGCCAAGGGGCCCCCGUGUGUGUGUGUCGCCUGCUUCGCCUCCUCCCUCUCAUCAACCCGCAUCUCUGGCUCCACGAUUGACUGCCAGCCGUAUGUACGUACGUACGCACUCCUUUUUGCAUGCCCCGAACCGUGUAUUUCUAAACCUGGAACUCCGAGACCGAGCCCAGUCCUGCUUACAAUUACACGCCCAAGACGCCUUCCUCGCCACAGCAUCCCAUCCCGUCCCAUCCCCAUUUGCCUCCUGCACAUCUUUCUCCCCUUCCUUUUCGUCACCUCAAUUAAUCCCUCUCGUAUCGUCUGCCCUCGGCUGCCUAUCACGCGCAGCCAAGCCUCCUGUUAGCCCAGCCAGCUCGAGUCCCGGCCCCUGGGUGGGUUUGCAGCAUCAGCGCAGCCGCUGAGAGUGGACGCCCGUGUCUGCGGGGUUGCGCCAGCGUCGGUACCAGCACCGCCAGACCUCUUUCAGCGCAACCCACAACGCCCACCGCCCGCCCGCCCGCCCGCCUGCUGGACCACACCUCACAUCCACCUCUCCAUCGCCUCCUCCGUCCAUUCACCACCACCUCCUCGGGCCGCUAUCAUUAGCAGCACCUCACACGCCCGACCAUUUCUCUCCUUCCCGAGCCGGACGUCGGCACGCCCAUCGCACACAGGAUCGGUGGUCUGGUCGGCGGUCUCUUUACUCUCACCUCCGUCUGGUCUUUCUGGGCCCGAUAGGCCUCCAAACUCCCGCGCUUGGGGACGCCGCACCUUGUCCAGCGAUUCCCCGCGGCCCCGGUCGCUGUCCACCCCGUGUCUCACCCUCACUCCGCGCUUGAGCACCCGCUUCGACUUGUGCUACGACGACAGCCAACUGCCUCCUCCAACCUUGUGCCACCAUUCCCGCCGGCACACUUCAUACACGACUGCAGCCUGCCCGACCCCCCGCGGCCGCCAGCAUGUCGUGGAGAAUCACCAAGAGUUCGUCCUGCCGUGCCCUCCUGUCUUGUCGAUAACUGCCCGUCAUUGCUGGUUGCCGACCCAGCGGCAAGCGGCGUCUGUCGUCCUCUUGUUACAAUGGAUAGCUGGCUGACAUGCUCACAGAGCUCAAGGACACCCAUUUAGGGCCCUUGAGCGCCUUUUCUCGAUCCCCUUCCACCUCGACCAUCACAGACAAGGACGAAAAGGCGCAACCCCAGACGACUCCGGGCGCCACCACACCCACCACCGAGAGCGCGAUUGCUGCUUCCGAAGCCAUGGUCCAGGCCCCCGUCAUUAAGCCUCCCAAGCCCGGCAUCCUGGUCGUGACGUUGCACGAGGGACAGGGGUUCUCUUUGCCCGAACAACAUAGGAAUGCGUUCGCCUCGUCCCACCAGGGCUCCCUCUCGUCGAGUAACGUCUCCGGCAUCGCGGGUUCCGUACGACCGUCUUCUUCCCAACGGGUCGGCUCCUUGAUCAAUGGCUCCAAUAGACCACAUUCUUCGGCCGGCGGCUUCUCGGGCAUUCCCACGAACCACGGUCGCAUCUCAGGCAAGUAUAUGCCGUAUGCCUUGCUCGAUUUCGACAAGGUGCAGGUGUUUGUCAACUCGGUAGAAGGGAACCCCGAGAACCCCCUAUGGGCAGGCGGCAACACCCAAUACAAGUUCGACGUUUCGAGGGUCACAGAGCUGGUCAUACACUUGUACAUGCGGAAUCCCAAUGCGCCACAAGGUGCCGGGCGGAGCCAAGACAUCUUCCUCGGCGUCGCCCGCAUCAACCCGCGGUUUGCAGAGCGGCAGCCAUAUGUGGAGGACCCCAAAGCUAGCAAGAAGGACCGGGAGAAGGCGGCGGCAGAGUACGCCGAGCGGCAAAGAACGGAGGGCCACAGUGGCGUCCAGUGGGUGGACGUGCAAUACGGUACGGGCAAGAUCAAGGUAGGGGUCGAGUACGUGGAGACACGCGUCGGCAAGCUCAAGAUUGAGGACUUUGAGCUGCUCAAGGUCGUCGGCAAGGGCAGCUUCGGCAAGGUCAUGCAGGUCAAGAAGAAAGACACCAACCGAAUCUACGCCCUCAAGACGAUCCGAAAGGCGCACAUCAUCUCUCGUUCCGAAGUGGCUCACACCCUGGCCGAGAGAUCAGUCCUUGCGCAGAUCAACAACCCGUUCAUUGUGCCGCUCAAGUUCAGCUUCCAAUCGGCAGAGAAGCUCUAUUUUGUGCUGGCAUUUGUCAACGGCGGCGAGCUCUUCCAUCACCUGCAGCAGGAGCACCGGUUCGACGUCAACCGAGCGAGGUUCUAUACGGCCGAGCUGCUGUGUGCGCUGGAGUGCCUGCAUGGCUUCAACGUCAUUUACCGGGAUCUCAAGCCGGAGAACAUCCUGGUCGAUUACCAAGGCCACAUCGCGCUGUGCGACUUUGGCCUCUGCAAGCUCGACAUGAAGGACGAGGACCGGACAAACACGUUUUGUGGCACGCCCGAGUACCUGGCACCCGAGCUGCUGAUGGGCAAGGGCUACAACAAGACGGUGGACUGGUGGACCCUGGGCGUGCUCCUGUACGAGAUGCUGACGGGCCUGCCGCCUUUCUACGACGAGAACACAAACGAGAUGUACCGUAAGAUUCUGUCGGAGCCGCUGCACUUCUCUGACGUGGUACCGCCGGCGGCCAAGGACCUCUUGACGAAGCUGCUCAACCGCAACCCGGACGAGCGCCUGGGGGCAAACGGGUCAGCCGAGAUCAAGGCACAUCCGUUUUUCCACGCCAUCGACUGGCGGAAGCUGCUGCAGCGCAAGUACGAGCCGGCUUUCAAGCCCACGGUGGUGGAUGCACUGGAUGUCGGGCAGUUCGAUAAGGAGUUUACAUCGGAGGCGCCGCAGGACUCUUACGUCGAGGGACCCAUGCUGUCCCAGACGGCGCAAGACCAAUUCGUGGGCUUCAGCUACAACCGGCCGAUUGCGGGUCUGGGCGAUGCAGGCGGGAGCGUCAAGGACCCAUCGUUUGUGGGAAGCAUGCAGGACCGCCGAUAAAUUUAGAGAAGCAAAGACGUAUGCAUGUAGACGAAGAACAGCCAAGUUGGGGGUAUUGCUAGGGUCGAGGGCCUCCGAGGAGCCGACCCUGGGGAGCAGAGGCGGCGACAGAGGCAUGCUCAAGAUUGGGACUCUGGGCCGCGGCAAGAACCCAUUCACAAGAGCGGCGGCAGGCUCAGGUGCGGACGCUGACAUACACAUGGAGUUUGGACGGGGACCGGAACGCCUUGGACUUGUUGGUUUCUCACACCUUGUAUGUAGGCCGGGUCGGAAAGCAAAGUGACGAUGCAUCAGUGC